CGGUGGUGGGGUCUGGGAGCAACAUGGCGGCGUCCGUGAGGCUCUGCUUUGGGGAAAAAGUGUUCGGUGUCGCUGUCUUGCGGGAAUAUUGACAGAUUGGCGCUUUCCGCUACCACCCGCCUACAGGCAGCCUGUGCUGAUAGGUGGGCAGCUUUAGUGAUCCGUCGGCCACUCUGAUUCUCAAAAGCAGGGUCCUGAGCACUAACGAGCAUGAGCAACAUCUACAUCCAGGAGCCUCCCACGAACGGGAAGGUUUUAUUGAAAACUACAGCUGGAGAUAUUGACAUAGAGUUAUGGUCAAAAGAAGCUCCUAAAGCUUGCAGAAAUUUCAUUCAGCUUUGCUUGGAAGCCUAUUACGACAACACCAUUUUUCAUAGAGUUGUACCCGGUUUUAUAGUCCAAGGGGGUGAUCCUACUGGUACAGGGGCUGGUGGAGAGUCUAUCUAUGGAGCCCCAUUCAAGGAUGAAUUCCACUCACGGUUACGUUUUAAUCGGAGAGGACUGGUUGCCAUGGCAAACGCUGGUCCUCAUGAUAAUGGCAGCCAGUUCUUCUUCACACUGGGUCGAGCAGAUGAACUCAACAAUAAGCACACCAUCUUCGGAAAGGUUACAGGGGACACAGUAUAUAACAUGCUGCGACUGACAGAAGUAGACAUUGGUGAUGAAGAAAGACCACGUAAUCCACACAAAAUAAAAAGUUGUGAGGUUUUGUUUAAUCCUUUUGAUGACAUCAUACCAAGAGAAAUAAAAAAGCCAAAAAAAGAGAAACCAGAAGAGGAAGUAAAGAAAUUGAAACCCAAGGGCACAAAAAAUUUUAGUUUACUUUCAUUUGGAGAGGAAGCUGAGGAAGAAGAGGAAGAAGUAAAUCGAGUUAGUCAGAGCAUGAAGGGAAAAAGCAAAAGUAGUCAUGACUUGCUAAAGGAUGAUCCACAUCUCAGUUCUGUUCCAGCUGUUGGAAGUGAGGAAGGUGAUGCAGCAGAUUUGGCUGAUGAUGGAGACUAUGAGAGUGCAGAGCAUGAUGAAUCUGUUGAUGGUGAUGAGAAGAACCUGAUGAGAGAAAGAAUUACAAAAAAGUUAAAAAAGGCUACAAGUGCAAAUGUUAAAUCAGCUGGAGAAGUGAAGAAAUCAUUUAGCCGCAGUGAAGAGCUCAGAAAAGAAGCGAGACAAUUAAAACGGGAACUUAUAGCAGCAAAACAGAAAAAAGAAACUGCAGCAAAACAAGCAGAAAAAAGAAGCGAGGAGGAAGAGCUUGCUCCAGAUGGUGCUGUUGCAGAAUACAGAAGAGAAAAGCAAAAGUAUGAAGCUUUGAGGAAGCAGCAGCCAAAGAAAGGAACAUCCCGGGAAGAUCAGACCCUUGCGCUGCUGAACCAGUUUAAAUCUAAACUCACUCAAGCAAUUGCUGAAACUCCUGAAAAUGACAUUUCUGAAACAGAAGUAGAAGAUGACGAAGGAUGGAUGUCUCAUGUACUUCAGUUUGAGGAUAAAAGCAGAAAAGUGAAAGAUGCAAGCAUGCAAGACUCAGACACAUUUGAGAUCUAUGAUCCUCGGAAUCCAGUGAAUAAAAGAAGAAGGGAAGAAAGCAAAAAGCUGUUGAGAGAGAGAAAAGAAAGAAGAUGAAGUGAGAGUAUUGAUACCCAGAACCAGCUGAACAUGCGCCUGCUAUAAAUGGCCUUCCAACUGCCAUUGAUCCCAGCAGCAUCGCUGAAGGGUGUGAAAAGAAGUGUUUUUGAACCUGUUGUCUGGUUUUGAAAAACAAUUAUCUUUCUUAUAUAAGUUGUGGAAUGAUGUAAGCAAAGCUUUUGGUUACUAAUACAUGCUUUUUUUUCCUAACUGGUCUUUUAUAUUGCUAAACAUGAAAUAAAACCACUUUCCUUCUAGUUUACAUGUUAA
Molecule: messenger RNA, 1890 nt
Organism: Manis pentadactyla (Chinese pangolin)
Lineage: Eukaryota; Metazoa; Chordata; Mammalia; Pholidota; Manidae
Gene: CWC27
Product: CWC27 spliceosome associated cyclophilin
Exons: 14
Coding region: 211-1617 (468 amino acids)
Biological process (GO): protein folding; protein peptidyl-prolyl isomerization
Cellular component (GO): catalytic step 2 spliceosome
Molecular function (GO): peptidyl-prolyl cis-trans isomerase activity
Source: RefSeq, a predicted model, not a curated record